Messenger RNA from Osmia bicornis bicornis, 2282 nucleotides. RefSeq names its product transmembrane protease serine 9-like. The record is from RefSeq and is a predicted model, not a curated record. Gene Ontology annotation, molecular function: serine-type endopeptidase activity. Bases 318 to 2096 code for a protein of 592 amino acids. The transcript is spliced from 13 exons. Lineage: Eukaryota; Metazoa; Arthropoda; Insecta; Hymenoptera; Megachilidae. Gene Ontology annotation, biological process: proteolysis.
GUGUACGAACGCAAAUCGAUUGAUACGACAACUAUUCACACCUUUCGAAUUCUUUAAACUACUCAACAUAUGAAGAAUUUGUAAAUAAUAAAAAUUGAUAAAUAAAUGAUACGCAAUGAGUCUGACCGGAAGCGUGGUUAUCUUGUCAUCAAUGUGUCUCGACGACGACGUAUGACGAAUCGAUUAAUAUGCUGCAAUCAGAGUAUUUCAGUACUGAUAUCAAAUCUGUGAUCUUAUCAAUUUCGCGGUGAUUGGUAUUGCUGUUCCACCUUUAAAGAAGUCUGGAUGGUAAGUCAUUGAACACUUCACCGUGAACCAUGUGGCGACUGUUGGUGUUGCUCUUGGCCAGCUGGUACGCGUACAGCUACAGCCUCGAACCUAGGAUCAUUGGAGGCGAAAACACGACGAUCGACAAGUACCCGUAUCAAGUGUCUGUACAAGUCGGAGGCAAACAUGCAUGCGGUGGAUCCAUAAUCAGCGAAAACUUCGUGUUAACAGCGGCGCAUUGUGUCUAUAAUGAGUUAUUUCAGGAUGUGACAAUUCGCGUGAAGAGUACCUAUAGCGAGAAGGGUGGCGAAUUGAUCGGUGGCGUUAAGUUCAUGUGGCCACCUCCGUUCAAUAAAAAUACUUUGGAUUACGACAUUGCUUUGUUAAAGCUUCCAAAGCCUAUAACGAACGUGAAACCGAUUAAGCUGGCGGAUGCUUCGACGGUGGUGCCGGACGGAAGUAAAGCGAUGGUAACAGGAUGGGGUCGGCUAGUGCCUGGCGGAGGGAUGUCGAGCACUCUGCAAGUUGCUACCGUGCCUACGAUUAAUUGGGCAGAGUGCAAGAAAAAGUAUGCUAAUUUGAAACCUGGUGUCACGGAGAGGAUGAUGUGUGCUAGUAGUUUAAACGGGGACAUGAAUGUGUGCCAGGGUGAUUCCGGAGGUCCACUGGUUUUCAAUGGCGUUCAGAUCGGCAUCGUCUCCUGGGGUGAUGGAUGCACAAAUCGUGGAAAUUAUGGGGUGUACACGCGAGUAUCCAGUUUAAAUAAUUGGAUACAAAAGACGAUGAAAGAGAUAUACUCGGACAAUUGGGAAAAACAAAAUAAACGCUAUCUCUACCGGAUAACACUUCGAAGAAUUAAAAAUCAAAGGGCAAAAAGUAUCCUCGUUAUUAAUGACAUUUAUAUAAGAUGUGUGCUAAUUUGCGAAAUCCCGUGGGAAAACUUUCAAUUAUUCGUAACCAAUUUUUUUUUUUACAUAGAAUGCGACUUCUCGAUCCGACAUUUGGUAGGAACGAUUCCGAAACCGUGUUUCUUUUUGCCCUCUCGUUCUUCGACAGGGCACGAGUUCGUGCUCGUUACAACGGUCGCAGGGACAACGAUUGAGAAGAAAAAAAAGAAAUUCAACUUAAUUGUUGAUGAGGGCCGUAUUGUUGGAGGCCAGCCAGCGAGUAUCGAUGAACAUCCGUAUCAAGUAUCUCUGCGAUUUAACAAUCGUCACAUAUGUGGAGGAGCAAUUAUCAGCGAGGAAUGGGUCAUCACUGCGGCCCAUUGCGUUCAAACGAAAUUCAUUCGAUUCGUUUCGAUAAAAGCUGGCACUUCGGACCUCAGAGACGAUGGAAUCGUUAUCUUCGCGAAACAAAUCAUCAGCCAUGAUAAUUACAUGAGAAGAAACGCGGAUUACGACAUUGCUUUGGUUCGGUUGGAAAAGCCGCUGGUGUACAGUUCAUGGGUGAGACCGAUUCUGCUGGCACCGAUAGCCGAUCAUUAUAUCGCCGGUAGCAAGGCGGUGGUCACCGGUUGGGGAGUUUUGAGAAGUGACGGACCGUUGACCGAUCAGUUACGUAAAGUCGAGGUGCCGUUGGUUUCUAAUUCAGAAUGCUCCGAAUUAUACGUGACCCGACCGAUCACUUCGAGAAUGAUUUGCGCCGGUUACGUAAACCUCGGAGGCAAGGAUGCGUGUCAGGGUGAUAGUGGAGGACCCCUGGUGCAAUAUGACAAACUAAUCGGAAUCGUGUCGUGGGGUUUCGGAUGUGCAAGACCAACCUAUCCAGGCGUUUACACAAGUAUCACAGCUCUUCGAAGUUGGAUCACUGAGAAAACUGGAUUCUGAAUCAUUCUUCUUUAAUUACUAGACUGAGCGUACAAGCUCUAAAACGUUUUUAUUUAUCCUUAUGCGACACAUAAUUAAAUUGUGCAAAUAUUUCCGGACGAAAUAGUAUACGAAUAAAAAUACUGUGAUCACCAUAUACAACGUUACUAUGAUGCUUUCGAGAGAAAUAAACACGAGAAAAUGGAA